Rhizopus microsporus ATCC 52813 is the source of this 6609-nucleotide messenger RNA. Its product is annotated as WD40 repeat-like protein. The record is from RefSeq and is a predicted model, not a curated record. Gene Ontology annotation, cellular component: RAVE complex. Bases 1 to 6609 code for a protein of 2202 amino acids. The transcript is spliced from 36 exons. Lineage: Eukaryota; Fungi; Mucoromycota; Mucoromycetes; Mucorales; Rhizopodaceae. Gene Ontology annotation, biological process: vacuolar acidification. Gene Ontology annotation, molecular function: protein binding.
AUGUUUUUAGAGCAAAUUUGCCCUGGACAAGUGAAUCCGGUUUUUCAAGCCAUUCAUACGUUCACUUAUAACAACAACAGAUUCAUUGUCUAUGCAACGGGAUCUAAAAUAGUCAUUUAUGCCGACCCUAACAGACUUGUUCAAAUCAUCACAGCAUCGUCAGUAUUUAACUUACAGACACCUGUCAUGGAACCCAUUACAGCUGUGUCCGGAAGUAGUUUUACAGGAAAAAUUGCUAUUUCAUACAAGAGUCAAAUAGCCAUCAUGAAGCCAAACCAAGACGAUCACUGGACAGUUGAAUGUGCCUUUGAAACAGAGCUAGAGACUAUUCACUGUCUCGACUGGAAUGAGCUACUAAGCGUGGGAGACAUGAUACUACUGUGGAGUUAUCAAGAAGAGAGUUGGAAAUUGACCUGGAAGAAGAAACCUGCGGAUGAGGUUAUUUAUGCUAAAUUUGAACCAAAUUCUAGUUCAUUUGCAGCCAUAUGCAAGUGUGAUAGUAUGGUUACUCUGUGGUAUAAGGAUGGUUUAGAUUACAGCUUCACUUUUCUUCCUCAUCCAGCUCAAGUCACUCAUUUUGCAUGGAGAGUCUCAUCUUGCACAAAGGAAGAUGACUGUACAUUAUUCACAAUGGCACGCGAUGGCAUUGGAAGAUUCUGGAGCCCAGUUAGCUUGGAUAAACCGCACAUAUUGUACAUGUGCGCUGUCAUUGACUCAAAUCAAUCGCUUGUUACCAGUGAGAACGAUGAUUUGGAGAACAAGGAAGAUUUUUCACCCAUUCACUAUAUUGGCUGCGAUGAACUCUUAAAUGCUAUUCACGCUCAAUUCAAGUCUCACUCGAGGCAUGAUCGCUUUGAUCAAAGGCUUGAAAGGAUCAGAGAUCGUGUAAAAGAUACCCCAGAUUUACUAUUUAGAAUACAAGCGGAUGGCUCUUUGACUUUGUGGGGAGUGCAGCAUCUCAAUACUUGGCCACGAAGGAUUCCUAGAGUCUUUGUUGUCUUGAGAGUUGCAAGAGCAAUCGAUCCGCUUCAUUACAUUUACUUUCUAAACCCAACCCAUAUCCUGCAUGAUUAUUCUCACAUACAAUCUUCUUCUACUAUUAAGCCCAUAGAGCUUUCGCUUGUAGCUUAUAAUUCGCAUGGACAGUUAAGAUGCUACAGCUUAAAUCUAGUAGACUUUUUAGAUAGUACAUCUUUUUCACCAAAAUUACACCUGAAAUAUUCCUGGUUAGGACAUCAGCAUGCAAUUUCCAAACUGUAUCAAACACACAAGAAUAGAUUUUGUACCAUUGGUAUUGAUGGACAGAUCAAUGUCUGGAAGUAUGAACUACGAGAUACAUGCAACCGAGUCACCAGUGAGCUCCAAAUGGAUUGUUCGUUAUCUGUUCGUUCUAGUAGCAUUCUAGCUGCUCCUGUUGGAAAAGAAAAAUAUGUGGCAGUCUAUGACGGAAGACAAAUACAAAUAUAUGGUUUUGACCUACAAGACUGUCAUGUUCACCAAAGCACCAAAACAUGUCCAGUAGAUGGAGAUUUGUUACCGCUUUCUGAUCUAUUUGUGUAUAACAUAGAAGACGAGGCUACAACAGAAAUAAAAUCUCAUAUUUUAAUCGGCAUCUCCGCUACAGAAAAUGUAAUAUAUUCCUGGGAACUCAUCCUUAGUCAAGAUGAUUUUGAUAUCAAGUCAAGAGGUAAGCAAGAGAUGAACUGGGAAGAGCCUCCGGUCAAGGCAGUAUCUGCAAGCCAAUGGGCAACAAAUACAGCCUCUAAACUGUUUCAUCGACUGACGUUUGAUAAACGUGUGGCCAUGGCUUUAUGCGUUGGUUCAACUAUUAUAUUCUACAGUAUGCAUCUUCCUUCUAAUGACGGUAUCAUUGAAUGGAAUACGUUGUAUUCUAUUCAAGUUUCUUCUUCAUUAUUACCUAUUCAUCAUAUCAAAUUCUGUUCUCCUAAUACGCUGGCUGUCGUCUCUGGCAAUGACUCGACUCAGCUAUCUAUUUGGUCCGAAAUACGCGUUGGGGUUGCUCCUGUAUGUGAAAGAACGUUACAUUUCAAACAAACCAUAAAAGAUAUUGCUUGGAAUGUGACAUCAGAUGCACAGUUUAUCUUGGCUAUUGCCUUUACUGAUCGUGUGGCCAUAUACGGACAAAAGCGAGCAACAGGUGUUAGAAGCGAAGUUGAGUGGGUUUGCUACACAGAGUUUAAAGUAGACACCUCAGAGGAUAUUACAGCCUUAGCUUGGGUAGACUAUGGUGUCUUGACCGUGGCAGCUGGUAAUCAGUUGAGAUGUUAUUUGAAAUGGUUAACAGAACAAGAUACAGUGAAUCGAAUCAAGGAACCAAUCAAUAACAAGAUAGAGCCUAUGUCAAGCAUAUAUGACAUAUCAUACGAAAUGAACGGACCAUUACCAUUUUACCAUCCAAGACACUUGAUACACUAUAUUAUGUGGGGUAAAAUGGAGCUUGUUCAUAACGUGUUGUUGACUUUGUACAACUUUCUGAACCAAUUUAUUGAUGAGGAAGAUAAUGUUAUCACUGAGCUUCCUCCCGUAUCAUUUUCCAGGAUGCUAAAGUUACAAAAUUUUAACUCGGCCAAGGAAAAAUUAAAAGGAUACGACAGUUUAUUUGAUGACAGUGAUACAAUUCAGGGUAGCAGUAUAGAUGAAGAUGAGGAUGAGGAAAUCCGAGCUAUGACAGCCAGUGAAGCAAAGAACCUAGCCUACAGCUUAAAAUCUAAAAAUUUACCUGGCUUGACACAGAGCGAUAAGUAUCAGUUGAUCGCAAUGGUCAACGCUAUUGUUGAGAUUUCGAGUCAAGGAGAGUCCAUGGAUGAAAACGGUGCUAGGUUUACUGCAUUGAUAGAAAAUCAUUUCCAUCUAAACAAACAGCUCCCUGAGGAACAACGGCAAAACGAACUACAAGCAAGAGACUUUGUCUGGGCAUUACAUAGUCAAUCCCAAGACUCAUUACUGGACAAGUGCCUUCAACUAUGUGGUAAAAAGUAUGUUUGGGAAGAUGCUAGAUCACUAGGAAUCUUUUUAUGGUUGCAGAAAAUUGAUACUGUGAGAGAGCAAAUGACAGUCAUUGCACGCAACACCUAUCUAUCAAAUGAAGACUUUAGAGAUCCUGUUGACUGUACCUUGUUCUAUUUUGCUCUUCGAAAAAAGAAUCUGGUACAGAGCCUUUGGAGAACAGCAAGCUAUCACAGAGAACAGGCUGCUACACUUCGGUUUUUGGCAAAUGAUUUUACCCAGCCUCGUUGGCAAACUGCUGCUUCUAAAAAUGCGUUUGCUUUGUUGGGAAAACAAAGAUUUCGAUACGCUGCUGCUUUCUUUUUGUUAGCGGAUAAACUAAGGGAUGCUGUAAAUGUUAUUUUAAAGAAUAUUAAGGAUUAUCAGCUUGCAAUCGCUAUCUGCAGAGUAUACGAAGGUGAUCAUAGCCCGUUGUUAAGGGAAAUACUCGAAGGCACGGUGAUUCCAUUAGCUAUAAAGACGAACGAUCGUUGGUUGCUUAGCAUGGCUUAUUGGUUAUUUGAUAAACAGAAAGAAGCAACACGCGCCAUGAUUGUCCCACUCAAUCAAUUUACCAAUCAAAGUGUUGAGCAUGAAGAUUCUGCUGCUGUUGUGCAUGACCCAAAUUCAUUCAUACUAUACAACUACUUGAAAAAGGGGCAGAACCAAGACUUGAGUGUCCCUUAUGAUUUGGAAUACAAUUUCUCUUUACAUGUAGCAAAAGCAUACGAACGACUCGGAUGUCCAUUACUCGCAUUACAUAUUUUAACCAAAUAUCGUAUGUCGCCACCAUCUCUAUCUUCUCAGCCUGAUGAAGCGAAGAACGAGGUAUCUCGUGCAGCAGACCUUUUCAGUAACGAAAACACAACAAAGGUGCCUUCUCGUGCUGAAGAUUUGUUUGCACAAGAAGAUUUAUUUGCAUCAAGUAAUGCUAAACCAGCCUAUGCAGCAAACUUAUUUGAUUAUGAUGAUGAAUUAACUAUUACAAAGCCUUCAAGCAAGAGUCUGUUUGAUGAAGAAGACAAUGAUCUAUUUGCAUCUACGUCAACAAACAACAAACUGUUUGACAGUGACCAAGACAUAUUUGCACAAGGCACUCAGUCUCCAAGUGAUGACUCUGAGUCUCUCAUUAAUGAUGUAAAAGAUGGGAUUUGUGCCUACAAAGCUAUGCUUGUCAUCCGUCUGCUACAGACUUUUUUUCACGCUGCAUCUGCAAUUUACAAUGGUUAUCAAGAGCCUGACAAUAUACACGAAAUAAAAUACCGGUCGCGAUUCUUGCAAAAUAGAAACGCUAUACUAGAACUUGGACAAUCGGUCAAGAUUCCACCUCACAUUUCGUCUCGGCUCUUGAUGGAAAAAAGCAUUGAAGCUGACGUAUUCCCCUUAUACCUUUAUAUCUUGAACGAAGGUGUACCUGAAAACUUUGAUGUUCAUCAAUUUUUAAGAGCAUUUAAGGUUGGAUGCUUUGAAGUGAACGAAGUAGCUCUUAUGCCUCAAGAUCUUGAUUAUGCUACACUUGUGUUUGUCGAACACUGGACAGAGCAUGUCAUCAAGACCUUUCAUAUCUGGAGCCGACUUAGAUCCCAUUACUGCAAUCCAGAAACUGCUACUUUAACUACAAAACAGAUUGCUCUUACAACUUAUAUUAGCGCCAUUCUUGUCACUCUAAAAGAAAGACAAUAUGAAAAAUGCUGGCGACUCUUAUAUCAUUUAAAGCACUUUUUGGAUACUGUAGGAACAGAGACUAACAGCGAGGCUGCUAUCUCAAAUUGCUUCAGUCAGUUGUUGAAUAGCGAUACCAAGAUGAUUGAGAUGGUGCCUGAGGAUUUUGAUAGCUUCUCUGAUGGUAGCAGCAUGUUUGGCUUUGAUAUGCUCGAAGAAGUGUAUCGUCCUUUGAUCGAUUCUCAAGAUAACUCUGUAGCUGCUAACCUUCUGGAAGUUGCUUCUCUGAACUAUAUGUUAUCGUCAGUGGAGCAUGCAAUGCAAUGUCAAGGAAGGCACCAUAAUCUUGGAGAACUGUUGUCAGAUUUCACAUGGACAACCAUAUUGGAUCCAAUUGCUUAUAGAGCUCAUUGUUUAAAGAAUACGAUUACUGAACAACUAGAAGGCAAUAUGAAUAAGCAUAACGUACUGAAACAAUUCAAGACGCUGCGUCAAAGGAAGUACUGGCAUUCUAUCAAGAGCCUCAGUUCUCCCGACAGACUCUUGCCGUUUAUUAAUUCUCUUGCAAAUGAUCAACAUUUGCAAUUCUGUAAUGUAUAUCAUUCCCCAAGCACCGCCUACGCCUUUAGCAUUGAUUCCUCUACAGGAAAUACCUUAGCGAUAUGCUUAAAAUCAGAAAUACAAGAAAUUGACCUUUCAAAGGCUCCACACACAGGCAUUCAAUCCCUUUUGAAGGCUAGAUCAAUUUCAUCAUCUGGAUUAGCGCACGAACAACAUUCGGAUAGUUAUCCAGACACAGAAGAGGAUUAUGCUGAAGACUCGUCCGACAAUGAGACUGAAGUUGCUUCUAAUAUGGCAACACCUAAAUCCAUCAGACGCAAGAUAUCUCGAACUUCUACAGCAGCAACACCUACUGCGAUGUCUCCUGCAGGAAGCCGCCCACUAGAGGAGUACGCCCAAAAGACGUCUCAAAAUAUCAACCUAGAGUAUGUGUACGAUUCUCUGAGAAAGUCGCUAGCAAAAGGAGAAUCAAGCACAGUCAGGACAUCCAAUGCAGGAAGCCCCCUGUUGAUGGAUAAUGCAGAAAGAGAAAGAAUGAUCACUUUUAGAAGGAAUGUGUCUGCUACUUGUGCUGAAGCACAUCCACAAUACCCGUUCUAUAUAACAGGAUGUGAGAUAAAUAAUGGUAGUCCUGCUGCAUUUUUAUGGCAAUUUGGUCAAGGGCGUGAAAUUGCUAGCUAUUAUGGAUGUCAAGGCAAGGUGACCAGAAUUCAUUUUGAUCAUUUUGGUCAAAAGUUUGGCGCAGGCGAUACCUAUGGAUCAUUAUGUCUGUGGCGCUUUGAUGCCCACAUACACUCAAACAAGCCUUACUAUACCAUUAACUGUCAUUCUAAAGCAACUAGAGACUUUACGUUCAUUAACUCAAGUAGUCUUAUCGCCACAGCUGGAACUUCCAUAGCAAUGAGCAGAAAACGAGAUCACGUUUGUUUAUGGGACACCCUCUUGCCACCAUCCAAAGCUAUGAUUUGCUCAUUACCUGGUCAUGAAUCAGGAGCAUAUGCCAUUUCGUAUGAACCGGAGAGCCAGCUACUCUUUUCCGGAGGUAAAAGAGGCGAAAUAGUCGUUUCUGACCUUCGACAGCGUACAACGAUGCAUACAUUUACAGCACAUCAAUCGCGCAUUAGAUCAGUAGCCAUUGACACAGAAAACAAGAUGCUAAUCACUGGUUCAGUCGAUGGUGAACUAAAGCUAUGGGAUGCUAGUACGUAUAAGCUGCAACAGACAGUUGAUGCACAACCGAGAAAUCGGUUCCUUGCUCCAUCAUUUAACCGAAUUCCAUUGAAAGCUUUUGGAGUAACACAAAUACAAGUCCUCGGAAAAGACAUUUAUACGUCAGGUCCCAAUGGUAUCACAAAAUGCCAGUCAACAUAUAGAAUGUAG